AUGUUGAUGUCUAUCACGCGGACGUUGCUCAGGUUCCUCGGGUUCCUCAGGCACCGCCUCGACCGGACCAUCCCAGGGGCCCCCGAAUGCGAUCAGCGCGAUGCGCUUUUGCUCGAGAAGCUUACCCUGGACGUGAUCCUGAUGAUAUUGGACCUCCUCGAGCCAGAGCACCACAUGGUCCUCGCGGUGGCGUGCAAGACCUUCCAUGGAAUCCUGUACGAAUCAGCCAAGGCUGCCCUAGUCCAAGACCGCUCCGUCAGGACCGCAGCCUUUCUCCAACUGCUCGAGAAAGACGUCAGCUGGAUACGGUACUACUGUCACGACUGCGUGACGCUCCACCCCCUUUCCAGACUGUGGACCAGACGCCCGGGCCGCUUCGCGGAGCCCUGUAGGCCACAUGCGGCAACCACUUCCAAGUCCAUCGUCCCGUUCAACUUCAGCGACGCCCAGUGCGUUAUGAACCAGCACUUCUGGGGAGAGCGACGCGGUCUGCCUGUCUCGUUCCUGUGCUUUCGACAGGAACGCGUCGAUGAGGAUGUCUGGCGGCUAUGGCUGCCGCCAACGCUCGCUUCUUAUUCUAAGACCGCGUCGUGGGACGUAUACUGGAUGCCGAGAAUUGUCCGCGACGAUUUGCUCUUUGCCGUGGGGCACAAGCUCAGGUACAGGGUCAGACGUGCCUCCGAGCUCGUGGGUUCCAGAGCGGUGCCUACCUUCGACGAGAAAUACCACGAUAUAUGCCCACACGUCUCGGCCAAGCGGGCUUGGGGUUCGCUGGAAUGGCGAGCUCUCAGUGCCAUAGACAUCGGCAAGGUUAACGAAGUAACCUCGUACCCUGGCCUUGUGCCCUGA
This is a messenger RNA of Anthostomella pinea, 849 nucleotides long. NCBI's taxonomy places the organism in Eukaryota, Fungi, Ascomycota, Sordariomycetes, Xylariales, Xylariaceae. The record is from the annotation of a GenBank genome assembly.